GAGUGAGAAAAGGCAGAAGGCGGUAGCAAUGGCGGAAGAGGCUGAGCGAGCGGCUGGACAGAGGAACUUGACACGACUCCACAACAUUGUGAAUACGUUAGCUCCUAAGCCAUCAGCCCCCAUCAUGGCAGUAACAGUUCCAGAGACAGGGCUGCCGUGCUUCGACGCAGAGGAGGACCAGCGCGCACGCAUCCAUAGCAUCUGUGAAGUGUGUGACGGCCAGGCGAUGGAAUUGGAUGAUAGACCACACCAGGCGGGCAGGAAUGUGCGUGAUGACGACAGGAUUGGUGACUACGACCUGGCGGAGGUAAAGGAGAGCAUCAUGGAGUUGCCCAACUUGAAGGGGGGUCCCACGCUGAGGUGGCCAAAGGUGGGGCCGCCUGGAGGAGCUGUUGCCGAAUCUUGGAAACUGGCUAUUGACAUGCUCGCGCCGCCCAUCUUGCAGGUCUUUAACGCGGCUCAGUCGUUGGGUGACGCUCCGCAGAGGUUCAAGGACGGCGAAACCAUGCAGCUGCGCGAACCAAAGGGUGACGGUUGCUCGGCAUCGAAGGACUAUAGGACCAUCAAUUUGAUCAGUCACGUGGGGAAGGCGUACGCCAAAGUCACUUCAUAUGCUGCGAUGAGAGGGGGCUCAUCCAAACCUCCGCCGAUGUUGUUGGCGGUACUCACAGACAUCGAGAAGGCGUUCGACGGGGCUGUCAGGGAAAAUCGUUGGAAAAGUCUGGAGGCGCUCGGAGUACGGUGGGAUGCCCGAGUGACGUUGGAGGAGCUUCAUGAAGGUAUGUGUUACCUGUUCAGAGACGUCACCACCCACAAUCCUGUGGCACGGAUCUUGGUCAAACAAGGAGUGCGGCAGGGAGGAGUUGAGAGUCUUGGGCUAUUUGUGGCAGCCUAUGAUGAGAUUGUCUAUCGCAUAUCGAACGAGCUUCGCCAGCAGGAGAUCACAGCCAUCAAGGUGCAUUUCGACCCCUCGUUGAAGAAGAUUCGGAGCAACGAUGGCCUGACGGAGGACGAGCGCGAGGAGCUGGAUGUCUCGCAGCUGAAGUUCUUGGACGACUUGCUCACGUUCGCGGAGAUCGAGGAGUACGACGAUGCAUCCAUUGUCCUGGAGGUGUUGCAAUGUGAGAUCAAAGCAGGAGGGAUGCGAGCCAACACCAGGAGGACCGAGAUGCUGCUCACGCCGACGGGAGUCGGGAGUAUGAAAAGGUUGAAGGACAUCCGCGCGCAGAACACAGGCAUUGUGACGUGGGAAGGAGACGACUACUUCCCACUACACCCACAACCAACGGUCAAGUAUUUGGGUGCGCAGCUGGCGGCGACGGGUACACACCACGUGGAGGUCACCAACCGCAUCAGGGCCGCAAGCUCUACUCGCGCGCGCCUGUUUCGCCGCGCAUUCAAGAGUGGGUUCAGCUUUAAGUUGAAGAUCAGAUUAUGGAAGGCACUAGUGCGCUCGGUGUGUUUGUGCUGCUUGGAGACCGCCAACCUCGCCAAGAGGGAGCUAAUCAGGCUGGGGAGCUGGCAGGUGAAAAAGCUUCGAGGGUUAUUGAAUUCACCAGCUCACCUGUACAAGAAGACCAACCGCGAGAUCAGGAAGCAGGCCCGCACGCCGACGGUCAAGGGCAUGUUGCUACUGAGGAGACUGAGAUGGUGGAGAAAGGUGUUUGGGCCGGCCUUCAGGGAGCCCAGCGAUGACAUGUACGACCCGACACUGGCGGUCCGAGCGGACAUGAGGCAGAUGUGGCAGGCUGCGGAUGCCCAGGAGCGACUCGCGGCCCGUCGACUUUUCCAGCUGCACGGCGACGCGCCUGGGCUGGCAGAGCCUUGGCUGCGCUGGCUCGCCUCCCUUGAGCCGCGCAGCUUCCGCCGUGUGCUGACUUAUGGCGGUGAGAUGGACGCUGUUACUGACACG
Molecule: messenger RNA, 1912 nt
Organism: Prorocentrum cordatum
Lineage: Eukaryota; Dinophyceae; Prorocentrales; Prorocentraceae
Source: the annotation of a GenBank genome assembly